Mesocricetus auratus (golden hamster) is the source of this 784-nucleotide messenger RNA. RefSeq names its product probasin-like. The record is from RefSeq and is marked provisional. Lineage: Eukaryota; Metazoa; Chordata; Mammalia; Rodentia; Cricetidae. Gene Ontology annotation, molecular function: odorant binding; small molecule binding.
UCAAUUGGUCUGUUCUGGGCAGCUGCAAGUUGGACAGUUGCUCACACAUGAUGAGGGUCCUCAUCCUCCUGCUCAUGCUGCAUCUGCUCAGCAUCUCCAGUGUGAUGAAUAAGAGUAUCAAAAAGAAGGUUGAUGGGAAUUGGCGAACUGUUUACUUAGCUUCCAGUACCUUGGAGAAGAUAAGUGAAGGUGCACCCUUGAGGACCUACUUCCGUCACAUCGAAUGUUUGAAGAAAUGCAAGAAAAUCUUCCUCUAUUUUUAUGUCAAGAAAGGAAACAACUGCCAACUGUAUGAAAUCACAGGAAAGAGAAAUCAAGAACUUUACCAGGCAGAUUAUGAAGGGAAAACAACAUUCAUUGUAAAGAAGGUGACUGGUAACAUAUUGCUGUUUCAUUAUUUUAACAAGGACAUUCAAGGCAAAGUCACACGUGUGGCUGGAAUUUUGGCAAAAACCAAACUUCUGACUAAGGAUGAGAUGAAACAGUACAUGGACUUCGUAGAAGAAAUUGGCAUUGAGGAUGAGAAUGUGCAACGCAUCCUGGACACAGACACCUGUCCAAGCAACAUUAGAAUUAGAUGACAACAUCAGGAAUCUUCCAGUAUGUUCAUCCUGGAACCUGAAACAUCAAUAUGAAAAUGAAGCAACUUUUCUCUCAGAUCACAUCUUCCCAUUUGCUGCAAAUUAUGAUUCCUGUCUACAUGCUUUCUCUUUCAUCCAUGCUUUCCUGUGUUCUAAUCAGUGUUAGUGCAUCUUUGAAUAUUUAAAUAAAUUUAUUUCACUUG